UUUUUGGUUUCCAGGGCGCCAAUUUGGAAUUUCAAAUUCAAGCCGACGACACACACAACACACACACGCACACACACAGAGAACCAGAUCAAAAUGGGACACCUGACGCGACGCAGCAGCCUGCUGGCCAUAGUACUAUGCCUGGUACUCAACACAAAGCACCUUUCCGUGCACGGCGACGCCUCCCACAUUGAGUCCGCUGCCUUGCCUCUGGAACACAGGGCCGGUUAUGGUCCGCCAGCACCUAUCUAUGGAGCGCCCCAGGGUCCGCUGAGCACCGGGGCCACCAAUGAGCUGUCGGAGGAGGCCUGGCCCCUGGCCAGCACCAAUGACAGUCCUCAAAUCAAGCACCUUCAGGUGCAAUGCGAGAAGACGCACAUGCGGGUGAACAUCGAGUUCGACCGGCCCUUCUACGGCAUGAUCUUCUCCAAGGGCUUCUACAGCGAUCCCCACUGUGUCCAUUUGAAGCCGGGCACCGGUCACCUGAGCGCCACCUUUGAGAUCUUCCUGAAUAGCUGUGGCAUGACCAGCUCGGCCAACCACAAUGCGGCCGGAUACGGAGCGCCAACGCCGUCGGGCAGCUAUGUGGAGAACACGAUCAUCAUCCAGUACGAUCCCUAUGUCCAGGAGGUGUGGGAUCAGGCCCGCAAGCUGCGUUGCACCUGGUACGACUUCUACGAGAAGGCUGUGACCUUCAGGCCCUUCCAGGUGGACAUGCUGCAUGCCGUUACGGCUAACUUCCUGGGUGACAAUCUCCAGUGCUGGAUGCAGAUUCAAGUGGGCAAGGGACCCUGGGCCUCUGAGGUUUCUGGCAUCGUGAAGAUCGGACAGACAAUGACCAUGGUGUUGGCAAUUAAGGACGACGAGAACAAGUUCGAUAUGCUGGUGCGCAACUGUGUGGCCCAUGACGGCAAGCGUGCUCCCAUCCAGCUGGUGGAUCAGAAUGGCUGCGUUGUCCGUCCCAAGAUUAUGAGCAAGUUCCAGAAGAUCAAAAACUUUGGCCCGUCCGCCUCAGUGGUCAGCUUUGCCUACUUCCAGGCCUUCAAAUUCCCCGACUCGAUGAACGUCCACUUCCAGUGCGUGAUCCAGGUCUGUCGCUACAACUGCCCCGAGCCCAAGUGCGGUCCCGGUCUGCCGGGCGGCGAAUAUGGUCUGCCCCAGAUUGGAGCCAACGGUCUGUCCGAGGAGUAUGGACCUCCAGAGGCUUACGAAAGGAACGAUUUUGCCCUGGGCGGUCCAGGAGUCCUGCCACCGGCUGCCUAUCCUGAUCCACGUCACCCUGCUUCGGAUGCCACUGGCGCUUACUCGGAGAACCAGCCUGAUGUGGUGCCCUCGCCCCAGGCCCAGACCUCGGCUGCGGUGCCCACUGCGGACUCAGCCUCACCUUCCGGACCCGCCAGCUCCCAGUCACCGCAGGGAGCGCAGCCAACGGGUAGCAACGAGUUGGGUCUGCCGCCACCACCACUGCCCGGACAGGGCGGUCAGUACAGUACUGUGAAGCGCAAGGAUGACCUGAGUGCUGGAGGUAACCUGGUCUCGCUGGGCGGACGCCCAAGGUCUGUGGAGGGACUGGAUGAUCUGCGGGGAGUGCGAAGGCGCCGCGACACCAUUGACAUCGUGAUGAAGCCACAGAGGAUCUACAAGCGCAACGCGCAGGAAAUGACGGACGUGAACACCAGCCGGAUCAUCCAGGUGGUGGCGCCCGGCGACGUGAACUUUGCGUUGAAUAGCAAUGCCAGCAAUGAGACGGUGGUGAUCCAGUCGGCCCGCACCGCGGAUGCGGAGACCAUCUGUAUGUCAGUGCCGAGCUUUGUCGGCGGUCUGGUUAUGCUCCUACUGGUCCUGGCCGUGGCCUCUCUAGUCGCCGCCUUCCUGUUCGUGCGCGUGCGCCACUUUGACCGCAAGGGAGCGGGCAUGGCCUAUGUGAACUAAUCUGGAAUCGAGAUCAGGGAUCUGGGAAGCAUCAUCACCAUCAGCAUCAGCGACGACGAUCGGCGUGAACAGAAAACCAAAUCAGUUUUAUGUGCACUUCAGAAACUCAGCAACCAACACACCUAGCACCCAUCACGCAUCGGGAAUCCUCACGAGAGGAUCACCCAACACCCCUGUCAUCAUCUCUAUCUUGACUAUUUAUUCUUCGGUUAUUUAUUUUCCCCCUAUCCCGCGAAAUGGUUUCCUCCUUUCCCAACCAAGCCCUGUUUCUAUCCACUAAAUGCCUCCCUAGUUUUAGGAC
Messenger RNA from Drosophila serrata, 2233 nucleotides. It is a transcript of the gene dyl, whose product is annotated as transmembrane protein dusky-like. The record is from RefSeq and is a predicted model, not a curated record. NCBI's taxonomy places the organism in Eukaryota, Metazoa, Arthropoda, Insecta, Diptera, Drosophilidae.